Molecule: messenger RNA, 423 nt
Organism: Peniophora sp. CBMAI 1063
Lineage: Eukaryota; Fungi; Basidiomycota; Agaricomycetes; Russulales; Peniophoraceae
Source: the annotation of a GenBank genome assembly
AUGUCCACCACAGUCGAUAUCCCUCAAGCUCUCAAGGACAGUCUCCGCAAGUUUCGCUUUGCGAGGCGGAAAGGUGGCAAUGCUGCACUCGUCGUGAAGAUCAACAAGAAGGAGCUCAUCAUGGAGGAGGUUGAGCAGUUCGACGACAUCUCCCUCGAGGAUCUCGCAGAGGAGCUCCCCGAGGGUGCACCGCGCUACGUCGUCAUGUCCUACGAGCUCACACACGAUGACGGACGCAAGUCAUUCCCAUUAUUACUGGUCAACUGGGUUCCUCCAGCCUGCGAGAUGAGCCUUCUGACACUGCAUGCCAGCGGUCUGAAUAACUUUCAGAACACGGCGGACGUGGGUAAAGUGCUGGAAGUGCGCGAUGGCGCUGAAGGCCUCACUACGGAGGCGAUGGAUGCGAUGCUCAAGAAGGCAUGA